AUGCGAGUGAGAUUGGUGGAGGCAGCACGAAUUGCCGUGAAGGCAAUGGAGGCCUCCGCAUCAUGCGUUUGUGUAUAAGUAUUGGAGCCUCCAAACGUUAAUGAGAUCUGUGCUCUGCCUUCACUGCCUUUGUUCCGCAUCCAACCGGACGCUCCCAUUCCAACCAACAAACCCCACCUGUCGACAUGGACACGAUCAUCAUGGGUCGAAUCUCGCUCUUCUCGCUGGUGCUCGGCGCCCUCGCCCUGCCCGCCCUCGCUCACCCAUCCCCCGGAAUCAAGAGAGAUGCGCCCAACGCAAUCCACAUCACGCCCGGCCCGGGCCUCCCCACCCUCGAGUCCCUCGGCCUCACCCCCGAGCAGCUCUACAAAAUGACGGUGGACUACCUCGCCGAGGACAACGGCACUCCAUCCGGGCCCGGCCCCGGACUCGCCAAACGAUGGACUGACACAUGCCACACGGCAGAUUACCAGGGCUACGGGCCCGACGGCCGGAUGAUCGCUCCAGACGGUCGCAUGCUGAGACCGGCCGGGCUCCAGAACCUCGCCGCGUGCAACAUCUACCUCCAGCGGCUCGACACCACGCGGUGCGUCGUGGGGCCUAUUGGCGGCGAGGCGACCUUCAUGUGCACGGCCAACUCGUUUGCGGGCGAGCCGCCUGCCUACAUUGCCGGAUGGGGCUUGGGGUCCAUAGGAGGGUAUGUCUCGAGCUACUGCCGGGAUGUGGCCGCGGCCGUCUACAGGGUGGGCACGGCGUGCCCUUAUUAUUGCAAGUCGGGGAAAUGUGGGAAGUCGGCCGUCAUGGCGGCACAAGGCAAUGGGGAUUUGAUUGUGGAAAUCGCGGGUUACUGAGGUAGUAAUUAGGUACCUGGGUACCUGGCAUACUUGGGGUAUGUGAGAAACCUGGCUUCUUGGGCGGCCGUUCCACGGCUCUCAUCGUCAUGUUGCUACUUUCGGAUGAGUCAGCCGGCCUCUUUGUUGCGAUGUACACAAUGACGGUCCAUAGAAGAUGACGCAUGUAUAGUAGUUGCUUCUGGGAGUCAUGCCUGAGUCAUUGAAUGCCAAACCAUCCUGGCCGAAGUUUGAGUAACAACAACCCAAGAGGACAAGGUGCUAACGUUAUAUGUACUUCAUUAUUACUUGUUAUUUUCAUUAUUACUUGUUAUUGGGAUGUAUGUCUGGCUUAACUUGCUAGCGAACAGACCAGAUAUUCGUGUGCUUAAUGCGAUAUUCACACUGUUCGUUCCAUCA
Molecule: messenger RNA, 1250 nt
Organism: Parathielavia appendiculata
Lineage: Eukaryota; Fungi; Ascomycota; Sordariomycetes; Sordariales; Chaetomiaceae
Exons: 1
Coding region: 201-851 (216 amino acids)
Source: RefSeq, a predicted model, not a curated record